This is a messenger RNA of Mizuhopecten yessoensis (Yesso scallop), 5269 nucleotides long. RefSeq lists its product as uncharacterized. Lineage: Eukaryota; Metazoa; Mollusca; Bivalvia; Pectinida; Pectinidae. The record is from RefSeq and is a predicted model, not a curated record. The annotation marks the transcript as partial. The transcript has 3 exons.
UGUAUGUGAUAAAAUUAAUAUAACUUUUGUUCUUUUACAGUUGUUAGUGGGCGUGGCCCUACUGAUUGGGGCGUGGUCAGUCAUAGUCUCUGCUGCAGGUCAUGGUCGAGGGUACGGCCUCCAUCUUGGUUCUUCAAAUGACCAAGAAGACGAUCAGGCUGCAGUUUGCAACACCAUUUGCGAGAUUAACGGAAUGACAUUUGAAGGGAACAGUGACUUUAGUUUGAGGAAUGGAUGUAUUGAGUACUCAAAGUGUCGUUGUUUCUGUGACGGCAAUUGGCGUUGUUAUGACGGCGUGGAUCUCUGUAACCCUGACAACAACGCACCCGAUCCUGAUGCGUGCCGGGAGUGUGAAGUCAAAGGAAUCUUUUAUCCGAGUAACAGCGCGUUCGACUACCGGCGAGGUUGUGAGGAAAUGACCGGAUGUUACUGUCGUUGUAACGGUUCAUGGACGUGUCAGACUGCCAGAUACACGUGUCCUGACCGUCAGAGUGGCUCUCGGGGCACCAACUACCGGACGGGUUCAAGGACAGAGUACUCAGUGUCAUCGACGUCUGGGACAAAUACCGGUGAAUCGUCGUCUUCCUCUGGAAGAAAUACUGGAACAUCAUCUUCAACAUCGUAUUCUUACGAGUCAUCUUCCUCAUCAGGACAGCGAACGUCGUCCUCGUCCUCCUCAUCUGGUGGAUCAGGGGGUGUAGGGGUACUAACGGGGUCACGUGACGAAAAUUGUAAUUCAAAAUGUUUAGUGAAUGGCCAGCAAAUUGCGGCUAACUCAUACUUUAAAUAUACAAACAGCUGUAUAGAAUAUCAGUCGUGUUAUUGUAACUGUACUGGAUACUGGCAAUGCUCGGCUGAGACGGGGACCAACAUAUGCUCAGACACAGAUGCACGUGCUGACCUUGGACUGGGUGUAUUGACGGGUCGCCAGAACCAGUAUGGGUGUAUAUCAUGCGAUGUCCACGGAACUUUUUACUCACCUGAUACUUCCUUUACUUAUCGGAACGGUUGCGUGGAAUGGCAAGAGUGUCGUUGCGAGUGUGAUGGAGGAUGGCAGUGCCAGCCAAACCGUGCUAGAUGGAUAUGCGACAAUGUCUGUCGACAGUGCGAGGUAGACGGUCAGUUGUAUGACGGAAAUACGGAAUUCGUGUAUCGGAAGGAGCAAGAGUGUGUUGAAUAUGACCCUUGUACAUGUAAAUGCGACGGUUCCUGGAACUGUCCAUCUGAGAACGGAAAUUGGAUAUGCAGUGACCGCUGUCUGCAGUGUGAUGUCGAUGGGCGAAUUUACGAAGGAGGCACUAACUUUAAACAUCAGGAGGACUGCUGGGAAUGGGACCCGUGUAUCUGCAGCUGUAAUGGAUCGUACCGAUGUCCCAAGGAGAACGCCAAGUGGGUGUGUACCGACCGCUGCCUCACGUGUGACGUAAAGGGACGUGUGUACCAGGGAAAUACCCAAUUCCAAAUGCAGGAAGGUUGUCACCAGUUUAACUGUGAAUGUAAAUGCGAUGGAGCAUGGACAUGUCCUGCCAACAGAACGAUCGAUACGUGCAACCAGAACGCCACAACUGGUUGUUUCUAUUGUAACGUCCAUAAUCAGCGAUACGAAGGGAAUUCGUUUUUCUCUCACACAGACGGCUGUAUACGCUACGAGGACUGCACGUGUCGAUGUGAUGGAUCAUGGGAUUGUCCAGGGGAGAACGCAGUCGAUACAUGCCGACAGAAUACAACGUCGGGCUGCUACUCCUGUGAUGUAUACGGCACUCGUGUAGAGGGCUAUUCCAGAUUCCAGUUGGAAGAAGACUGCUGGCGUUAUGAUUGUGAGUGUGAUUGUGCAGGUGGCUGGCAGUGUUCCAAUUCACGAGUCACGUAUAUGUGUGGAUCUCAACAACAGACGUCAACUGGGUGUCGGGACUGCUUAGUAAGCGGAAACAGGUAUACCUCGCGUAGUGUUUUUCAUCUACAGUGGGGAUGUAUCGAUUACAAUUGUCGGUGUAGUUGUGACGGACACUGGGAGUGUCCUGCUGCUUCUGCCACGGUUACAUGUGCCGACAAUAACUUACAACAGUUUCAGAUUCAAUCUGUCAGCAACAUUCCGGCGUCAUGGUGCAAGAAAUGCAUCAUUAACGGACAUACAUAUCCGGGUAACUCGCAGUUCGAAUAUAGGGAAAGAUGUGUCAAUCACCACGUAAGAUGUUACUGCAAUGGCGGUUACCGAACUUCUACUUCAUUGGACAAUGAGUGUGACGCCGGGUCACGAGAUUCUUCCAUCACUACCAGAACCCGUGACCGAUGUCGACAGUGUAUCAUGAACGGAGAGACGUUUUCUCCACGUGCCAAAUUCAGCAUUGACGUCGGUUGUACUACGUACCGAUGUCGAUGUACCUGCAGCGGUCUUUCUGUAUGCAAAUCCGGUGGAAACCUAGCGUGCGGAACGGCAAUCAUUGCUAGGGGAUCGCUCGGAAGUAGGCCUGGUUCUACUAUGAUUCGCACGGGCGGAGGUCGCACAAGUAGCAGCGGUGGUAGUUCAAGUAGCAGCUCUUCAACGAGGACAACAGGUGUUCAAGGAACUAUUGUCGAUUCUAGGCCUGGGACUACUGUAAUUCGCACUGGCGGAGGUAGCACAAGUAGCAGCGGUGGGAGUUCAAGUAGCAGCACUCCAACGAGGACAGGUGUUCAGGGUACCUUUGUCGAUUCUAGUAGGACAGUGAACAGAGGUGGGAGUGUGAGAGUGACCAGUGGUAGCACGACUAAUACACGCGGUGGCAGUGUAGUGACCACUGGAUCUACGUCAAAUAGGGGCGGAACUGUCAGAGUGACUACCGGAACGACUGGUGGACAAGGGUCUGUCGUCACUAGGGAUCGCACAACGACUAGGGGUGGGAACUCGUACGGGGUAUUUGUGACCCCUGGGCGAAGUACCAGUAGGACCACAACCACAACAACGGUGGUAAGAGGUGGCACUGGUGGCACAGCGGUGGUAACGGGAAAUACAGGUCAAUGUAGCAUAUGCAUUGUCAACAACGUACAAUAUGCUACAAAUUCACAGUUUGAAUACACGCGGGGAUGCAUCCGAUACCACUGCACAUGUGCAUGCAGCGGAGAGGCCACGUGCAAACCAGCAGGGUUUAUCGAUUGUCAAAAUCAGAACACAGGUGUGGGGUGUAGGCGCUGUACAGUUGAGGGGAGACGCUAUCAAGCACUAAGCCAGUUCACAUUCAGGAAGGAAUGUAACUCUUUAUCGUGCUUGUGUGAAUGUAGUGGUCGAGCUGUGUGCAUCCAAACACUUAUUACUAACUGUAACACCGAGAGUACAGCCAUCCCCGACAUUGGUUGCAGUGAAUGCCGUGUGGACGGUCAAAUAUACCCGCCAAAUUCCAUAUUCAACACGCAGAGGGACUGCCUUAGGUACACGUGUCAGUGUGGUUGUAACGGCCUCCACAGAUGUACAGCUCCUGUCAACACAUGUGGCACGUCGCCCAUACAGGAGUGUCGGGAAUGUGUCGUGGCUGGAAGGACUUACACAACAAAUCAGCCGCUCGUUCUUCAGCGCGGAUGUUGGCGUCAGCAAUGUACGUGUGGCUGUAAUGGUCAGCCUGACUGCGAUAGCCAGACAGCUGAGUACACUUGUAACGACGACGACCGCAGCGUCGUAACAGAUGAUACUGGCUGUGUGCCUUGUAGAAUCAAUAAUAAAGACUACCCUCCAAAUAGCAAGUUCACCAAUAGAGAAGGUUGUAAAGCCUUUAAGUGUCAUUGUUUCUGUAACGGAAGUCACUACUGCGUUGGUACUGGCACGAACGCGUGUACUAGCAAUAAUGGUGGUUUUGAAACUGUAGUUAAUGUUGGCCAGGGAAGUACUAGUGUUGUCGGCAGUACGAGCGUGCAUAUUGGCACCAGACCUUCCGGAGCAAUAAACACUGGAGGAGGGUCAACUUCAACACGUACAGUAAUCACAUCAGUAGAAACUUCAAACACUCGCGAUAGGAGGCCAACUCGUAUUGAAACGUCUAGAACGACAACAGAACGACGAGAGGAAAUAUUUCGCCAGGAGGAAAUAGCGCGACAGGAAGAAGCUGCCCGUCUGGAGAGGGAAGAAUCACGGCGACGAGCCCAGGGGGAGGCUGAGCGUCGUAAUCGGGAAGAAAUUGAACGCCAGCAAAGAGAACGAGCAUUAAGGCGAGAAAGGGAAGAAAAUGCACGCAAACAAAUAGAAGAAGACGCCCGUCGAGAAAGGGAGGAAAUAGAACGCCAAAAUCGAGAGGAAGCUGAACGAAUACGUACCCAGGAGAAGGCUGAACGACGUAGAGCCCAGGAGGAAGCGGAAAGACGUCAAGCCCAGGAUGAGGUUGAACGGCGUCGAGUCGAAGGGGAAGCUGAUCGGCGUCGAGCCAUAGAGGAAGAAGAACGAGUACGGGCCGCUCAGGAGGAGGCAGAACGACGUCGACUCGAGGAGGAACCUGAACGGCGUCAAGCCCAAGAAGAAGAAGAACGAGUACGGGCCGCCAAUGAGGAGGCAGAACGACGUCGAGCCGAGGAGGAAGCUGAACGACGUCGAGCCCAAGGGGAGGCUGAUCGUCGUAAUCGUGAAGAAAUUGAACGUCGAGAAAACGAGGAAACUGCCCGCAGGGAAAGGGAAGAAGCAGUUCAUCGAGAGAGGGAAAAUAAAGUUCGCCGUGAAAGGGUAGAUGUAAUCCGUCGUGCUAGAGAGGAAGCAGAAAACCGACAACGUUUGGAAAGAGAAGAAGCUGGGCGUACUCGUGCUCGAGAACGUGAACGAGAACGAAACAAAACGAUCGCUGCUACUGAUCAGACCAACUGCCAAACUUGUACUGUUGACGGAAGUAGCUAUCACGUCAAUGUUGUAUUUUAUGUAGAUCGACGCUGUAAACGUUAUAAGUGUGUGUGCUACUGUAACGGACGCUAUGCCUGCGAGACAGGAAAUCCUAUCAAUAUCUGUGACAGUGACGGAAAUGUUAUAGCCUCUGUCAAAACCUCGACUACUGUAGAAACAACGCGUACAGACAGCGGUACAAGGCAAACAGACAGAACGGGAAAUACAUCAAGUCGGACGAGUGUGACAGACAAUUCAACUGGGAGGAGGACCGGGACAUCCUAUUACGAGACAUAUGCAUCUAUGGAUGGAAGUACAAUCACGGUACGAAAUGGCGAGGAUGGCCGGGAUGGUCGUUGUGCUCCGUGCGUCAUUAACGGUCAGAGUUAUCAAGGCAGGCGAGACUUCCAGCUCGACGACGGAUGUAAACGUUUCCAG